Saitoella complicata NRRL Y-17804 is the source of this 1441-nucleotide messenger RNA. RefSeq names its product 5-methylaminomethyl-2-thiouridylate-methyltransferase. Gene Ontology annotation, biological process: tRNA wobble position uridine thiolation. The transcript has a single exon. NCBI's taxonomy places the organism in Eukaryota, Fungi, Ascomycota, Saitoellomycetes, Saitoellales, Saitoellaceae. Gene Ontology annotation, molecular function: sulfurtransferase activity. The coding region runs from base 15 to 1406 and encodes 463 amino acids. Gene Ontology annotation, cellular component: mitochondrion. The record is from RefSeq and is a predicted model, not a curated record.
UCAAGUCAGUCGAAAUGCGAUUAUCGUUAUGUUGGCCUCGCCUGUCGACAUUGCCAAUCAGAAGGAGUGUGCUGGGGUGUCGAGCGUAUUCAUCCUCUGCAACGCCGGCCGAAUCGUCCAAGGAAGCGGUGGAGACUCUUGAAAAACGGGUGGCAUAUGUCGAUCACGCACCGCGGCGGGGCGACACGAUUUACGUCGCAAUGUCCGGCGGCGUCGACUCCUCCCUCGCCGCCUCACUGUACAAACAGGCCGGGCACGACGUCAUGGGAAUCUUCAUGCGAAAUUGGACAACCGACGACGACCCCUCCCGCACAGCCCAAGGUUGCCCCCAAGAACGCGACUGGCACGACGUCCAAGAAGUCUGCGCACACCUCCGGAUCCCGUGUAGACGGGUUGACUUGAGCAAAGAUUACUGGCUCGAUGUGUUUGAGCCGGCGUUGGAGGGGUAUAGGGUGGGGAAGACACCAAAUCCGGAUGUGUGGUGUAACCGCGAAAUCAAAUUCGGGAAAUUCUUCGAUCAUGUCGCUCAACUCGCCGCUGCCGAAGGACCACUGGGUCCGAAUCAGAAAUGGUGGUUAGCGACGGGACACUACGCCCGCGCCGCUCAUCGCCUCGAACUCACGACCUCCUUCGCAUCCCUCGACCCUCCGAAGGAAAGCGUCCUCAUGCGCUCCAAAGGCGAUAAGAAGGAUCAAACAUACUACCUCUCGCAAAUUCCGCAACGCGCACUCCGCCAUGCCCUUUUCCCGCUGUCCGCAUACCCCAAAUCCCAUGUUCGCAGAUUGGCCCUCUCCCACGGUCUCCCCAACGCCCAAAAACCAGACUCACAAGGCCUCUGCUUCGUCGAACCCUCCAACCACGGCAAGCACUUCCGCGACUUCCUCUCCCAAUACCUUGAACCCAAUCCCGGCCCUAUCAAAACUGACUCCGGCGUCGUCGUUGGGACCCAUCAAGGUCUCUGGCACGCCACCGUUGGAGAGGGAAGCGGAGUCUCAACUCCACAGAUGACACCAAGUUUUCGGGGCCGGUGGUUUGUCUUGAAGAAAGACCAAGAGAAAAAUGAGAUCACGAUCGUUAACGGAACUCAUCACCCCCUCCUGUACCAUCGCUCUCUCAUCGCACAUAAUUUCAAGUGGAUCACGGAAGCUGAGCGUGUUCCGCUUCUUGGAAAAGAAAUUGCUUUGGAAGCUCAGAUUAAGCAUGGACCCUACGCACAGGAAUGUGGGAUUCAGGUUUUGAGUGAUGGCCCAGAGGGAAGUGUAGUGCGUAUCUUGUUUAGGAAUAGACAGAGGGGGAUAACGCCGGGUCAACACGUCGCGGUGUGGAGAGGGAAUAUCUGUUUGGGUGGUGGAGCGAUCAAGUAUGCGGAGGAAGACGAGACUCACACUUCAUAUCGAGGAGAUUAAGGGCUAUGGGUGCAGCCAUCGUAGGAUCCGGAGGG